CCACUAGACACAACACAACAGAACAGAACACAGUUUGUGUAAGUGAGUUAACUAGUGUGACUACGAUUCACUCACUUCACACUUCACACUUCACACCAUCGAUCAUCGAACCCUAAUUAAAUUCACACUGAACUCAGAAGACCAUUCGAAAUGGGAGAUCCAUCGGAGACGAUGGGAUCGGAAGGUUUUGAUUCUCGCACCGCCGCCGACCUCUGCAUGGAAAUCGAUCCGCCAUUUCAGGAAAACGCGGUAACCGCCGAGGAUUGGCGGAAAGCGCUCAACAGAGUCGUCCCCGCCGUCGUCGUCCUCCGCACCACCGCCACUCGCUCAUUCGAUACUGAGUCCGCCGCCGCCAGCUACGCCACCGGCUUCAUCGUUGAUAAGCGCCGCGGUAUUAUCCUCACCAAUCGCCAUGUUGUCAAGCCAGGACCUGUUGUUGCAGAAGCCAUGUUUUUGAACCGUGAAGAGGUGCCGGUGCAUCCGAUAUACAGAGAUCCGGUACAUGAUUUUGGAUUCUUUCGGUAUGAUCCGAGUGCUAUACAAUUUCUAAACUAUGACGAGAUACCACUUGCUCCUGAGGCUGCAAGUGUUGGACUAGAAAUCAGAGUUGUUGGUAAUGAUAGUGGAGAGAAGGUUUCCAUUUUGGCGGGUACUCUUGCUCGUUUGGAUAGGGAUGCUCCUCACUAUAAGAAGGAUGGGUAUAAUGACUUCAACACAUUCUAUAUGCAAGCUGCAUCUGGGACCAAAGGAGGAUCAAGUGGUUCCCCAGUUAUAGAUUGGCAAGGCAGGGCAGUGGCCCUGAAUGCUGGGAGCAAGUCAUCAAGUUCAUCAGCAUUCUUUUUACCAUUAGAACGAGUUGUAAGGGCAUUAAGGUAUCUUCAAAAGGACAAUGAAACUUAUGUUGAUAAAUGGAAGGCAGUUUCUAUUCCUCGUGGCACACUUCAGGUGACGUUUCUUCACAAAGGGUUUGACGAGACUCGCCGGCUUGGUCUUAGAAGUGAGACGGAGCAGAUAGUACGCCAUGCUUCUCCAGCCAGUGAGACUGGAAUGCUUGUUGUGGACUCUGUGGUGCCAGGCGGCCCAGGUUAUAAACAUUUGGAACCUGGUGAUGUACUUGUUCGAGUCAAUGGGGAGGUCACUACUCAAUUCCUUAAACUGGAGAUUGUACUUGAUGACAGUGUAAACUCAAAUAUUGAAUUACAAAUUGAAAGGGGUGGAGCAUCAAAGAGUUUAACUUUGUUGGUGCAAGAUUUGCACUCAAUAACUCCUGAUUAUUUCUUAGAAGUUAGUGGGGCAAUAAUACAUCCUCUUUCUUAUCAGCAGGCUAGAAACUUCCGCUUCAAUUGUGGUCUUGUUUAUGUGACUGAACCAGGAUAUAUGCUCUUUAGAGCAGGAGUUCCUCGUCAUGCAAUAAUAAAGAAGUUUGCCGGUGAAGAAAUAUCUUGUCUUGAGGAACUUAUAUCUGUUCUCUCUAAGCUAUCUAGGGGUGCUCGUGUACCAUUGGAGUAUAUAAGCUAUAUGGACCGUCAUAGAAGGAAGUCUGUGUUGGUGACAGUUGAUCGUCAUGAAUGGUAUGCACCACCUCAGAUAUACACUCGUGAUGACAGUACUGGCCUCUGGAUUGCUAAGCCGGCCUUUCUGCCUGAUUCGCUUUAUCUAUCAUCUCGUGCUAAAGAUGUUGGAAAUCCAGCCAGACAGCCAGUUUCACUAUCUGGUGAGCAUGCAUGUGGGAGACAUAUGUCUGAAGGUAACAAUUGUGAGUUGGUUGAUGGUGUCACUAGCAUGGAAACCAAUCAUGAAGAUCCUUCAGAGUAUGUAUCUCACCAUAAUGCAUCUGACGGCGUGGUUAAAAAACGGAGAGUAGAUGAAGAUUUAUCAACUGAUGGAAGUGCUGUUGCUGAUUCUUCCUUAAAUGAAACCCAGGAAACUAAGCUAGAAAAAUCAAGCAUUAUACAGGAUGAUGGGUUAAUGGACUACCAAGGUGCAACGGCUGCCACUGCAAAUUCAUCUGUUGCUGAACGUGUGAUUGAGCCUACUCUUGUGAUGUUUGAGGUUCAUGUUCCUCCAUCUUGUAUGCUUGAUGGUGUUCAUUCGCAGCAUUUUUUUGGGACGGGUGUCAUAAUAUAUCACUCUCAUGAUAUGGGAUUAGCUGCAGUUGACAAAAAUACUGUUGCAAUAUCUUCCUCUGAUGUGAUGCUCUCGUUCGCUGCUUUUCCGGUUGAAAUUCCAGGAGAGGUGGUUUUUCUGCAUCCUGUUCACAAUUAUGCUCUCAUAUCAUAUGAUCCCUCUGCUUUGGGACCUGUUGGUGCUUCAGUAGUCCGUGCUGCAAAGUUACAUCCAGAGCCUGCACUACGUCGAGGGGAUUCUGUUUAUCUUGUGGGGUUAAGUAGAAGCCUUCAAGCAACUUCUAGGAUAUCAGUUGUUACCAAUCCUUGUGCUGCAUUGAAUAUAGGAUCUGCUGAUUCUCCACGCUACAGAGCAACCAAUAUGGAAGUAAUUGAGCUUGAUACUGAUUUUGGUAGUACAUUUUCGGGUGUGCUCACAGAUGAACAAGGAAGAGUCCGAGCUAUAUGGGGAAGCUUCUCUACUCAGAAGAAGAAAAAGAGAAGAAAGGGGAAAAUUGGAAAGAGAAGAGAGAAGGCAAUAUUUGCUCAAACUUCAAAUGGCUACCUCAUGUUGAAAUUUGGUGGCAGUACAUCAGAAGAUCAUCAAUUUGUGAGGGGUAUUCCGAUUUAUGCAAUAAGUCAGGUCCUUGACAAGAUUGUUUCUGGUGCAAACGGGCCACCUCUUCUCAUAAAUGGUGUCAAAAGACCUAUGCCUCUUGUCAGAAUUCUAGAAGUUGAACUUUAUCCAACGUUACUUUCAAAGGCUCGGAGUUUUGGACUAAGUGAUGAUUGGAUUCAGGCGCUUGUUAAGAAGGAUCCAAUAAGACGACAGGUUUUACGUGUUAAAGGUUGUUUGGCUGGAUCAAAGGCUGAGAACCUUUUAGAGCAAGGGGACAUGGUUUUAGCAAUCAAUAAAGAACCAGUCACCUGUUUCGGUGACAUAGAAAAUGCUUGCCAAGCUUUAGACAAAUCUGAUGCCAAUGAUGGGAAGCUUAAUCUGACUAUUUUCCGGCAGGGACGAGAGGUUGAACUUCUUGUGGGAACAGAUGUUAGGGAUGGAAAUGGAACGGCUCGUACAAUUAAUUGGUGUGGUUGUGUUGUUCAAGAUCCACAUCCAGCAGUACGUGCACUUGGAUUUCUUCCUGAAGAAGGUCAUGGUGUAUAUGUUGCCAGGUGGUGUCAUGGGAGUCCUGUACAUAGAUAUGGUCUCUAUGCUCUUCAGUGGAUAGUUGAAAUAAAUGGAAAACCAACACCAAAUAUAGAUGCUUUUGUUGCUGUGACAAAGGAACUGGAGCAUGGAGAGUUUGUUCGUAUAAGGACAAUUCACCUCAAUGGGAAGCCACGAGUCUUAACAUUGAAGCAAGACUUGCACUACUGGCCUACAUGGGAAUUGAGGUUUGAUCCAGACACUGCAAUUUGGCGUCGUAAGAUAAUCAAGGCAUUGAGUUGCACUUCUGUAUGUGAAUAAGAAGAGUAUAUAUUACUGCUACACAUUCAUAUGGACGCAGCAGCAGCAGCACAGGAGCAUCAAGAAUGUGGAAGACUUCUUCCAGGUGCAGACUUGUGAUUGUGUGUAGGUUUGAUGCCCCUUUGUCCAACGAUAUUCUAUCGCAUUGCAACGAUUGACAAGUUACGAAGCAUUCGAUUCCGGCUGGCAAUGAAUUUGGAUUAUGUACGGCAUUGUUUAACCUGUUAGUUGAUUACAUCAUAUACCUGGCAGCUUGGAUAGCAAAAGAAAAAUAUUUAGAUUUGUAUGACAUAUACACAUAUAUUUAUCGUAUUAACGACAAAAAAUAACUUCUUUGGUUUA
Lotus japonicus is the source of this 3915-nucleotide messenger RNA. Its product is annotated as protease Do-like 7. Lineage: Eukaryota; Viridiplantae; Streptophyta; Magnoliopsida; Fabales; Fabaceae. The record is from RefSeq and is a predicted model, not a curated record. Gene Ontology annotation, biological process: proteolysis. Gene Ontology annotation, molecular function: protein binding; serine-type endopeptidase activity. Bases 151 to 3573 code for a protein of 1140 amino acids. The transcript is spliced from 25 exons.